This is a messenger RNA of Pocillopora meandrina, 20381 nucleotides long. NCBI's taxonomy places the organism in Eukaryota, Metazoa, Cnidaria, Anthozoa, Scleractinia, Pocilloporidae. The record is from the annotation of a GenBank genome assembly.
AUGACAAGGAAGAACACCUUCAUUAUAUCAGCUUUUCUCGUUGUAAGUACCAUAGGUCUACUGGUCUUUGUCACCAUACGCCAUAUUCAUCAGAAUCUUGGUUCGGUUCAAGGACGGGAACGCGCCGUUUACUUGUUCUCAGAAGUUCACAAUGAGACUACGAGCAAAAAUAUAUGCCAAACUCAUGAGUGUCACGCAGUCGCUGAUUACAUAAAAAGUUCCAUCGAUUCGACGGUUGAUCCAUGUGAUGACUUUUUUACGUUUUCUUGUGGUGGAUGGAUCCGACGGAAUCCAAUUCCCAAAAGUUAUAAUGAUUACUCCACAUUUACCAAGCUAUCUAAAGUUAUAGAGGGUGAAAUUCGUGGCCUUCUCCAAACGUCAAAAAUGUUGCAUGACAUUCCUCAUAACGAGGCUCUGAUGAAAACGAGAGACUUGUAUCACUCAUGCAUGGACGUUAAUCAAAUUGAAAAGCUCGGUCCAUUACCAAUGCUUGAUUUUAUUCAAGAGAUAGGCUCGUGGAGCAUCUGCCAUAAUGGUAGUUGGAAAAAGUCUUCGUGGGAUAUUUACAGAGUAUUACAGAAUGUACAGAGUACAUAUUAUCCUGCAUCGCCUUUCUUCUCGGUAGAGGUCACAAAUGAUCAUCUUAACUCCACCAAGCAUUUGAUAAAGGUAAGUGUGACGGAAAUCGGAAUAGACAAAGAUCAGACUCCAAUUAUAGGAACCAAUGAGUUAGGACCAAAAUGAUCUUGUACGAUUGAUAUUUUAUGGGAAAGAGUCACCACUCUCGCUCACUGACAACGAUCUUACUUGAGGUACAGUCCAGCAGGUGUACCGUCUUAUCCGUCUGUUCCACUUACCAUGCUUAUUACACUCCCUCUUAGCGGCGUAAAAAUGCUUUCUAGUGGGUGUCGGAAGGCGUCAGACGAUUUUUGUUAUUUGAGGAAAACUUGUCUUAAAACUGCUUAACGUUUCUGGAAAACAUAAAUCAUUCUUUUUUUGUUGGAAAAAAAGUCCUCUGAUUAUUCGAAGAAGAAAUCAGUACACGACUUUCACUAAGAAGAUUUCGAGACAUAUUUGAAUUUACGAUAAAGAACAGUUCCUUAAUAUUUAUUUUUUCAUUAUGUCUUUCGCUUCACGUCUUUUUAUUUGGUUUAAGGCAAUAAUUUAGCCUCAGGUAUAUAUCCCCACCCUACCUGUAAGGGUUUAUUCCUUGAAAAUGAGUUCCGAGGAAACUUUGGUCGAAACAUAAAUUAAAAACUAUCUUAUCCUGUGGUAAAUUAAGCGUUAUUCUCUGUCAGUGAUAGUGGUAUUUUACAUUUAAAGGGAAAGUCGUCCAGUCUUUGAGCAAAUACUAUUAUUUACUUAUUUAGAUUGAUCAGUCAGGUCUGAGUCUUCAACGGGAGAUUUACUUUAAACAUCCUGAGGUGAGACAUUCUGACGGUAGAAGGUAAUGACCAUUUCUUGCCCGCUCUCUUUUUUUUAAAUUGUUGCUAGAAAUACUCGUGGUCAAAUAGAGUGAUGUUUCUUUGUAGAUGGUGGACAUUUAUGUAGAAUAUAUGGCAACAGUUGCCUCUCUCCUUGGAACAAAAUGUAACACAACCGAAAAAAUGCGUCAAAUCAUGGAUUUUGAAACAAAACUGGCUAGGGUGAGUGUUAACAUAAAUUUCAAAUCGAUUAGCCUGAUGAAUUAACAUUACUUCAAUGAAAGAAAAAAAAGAAUAAAUGGUGAUCUUUUCUUGUUUAAUUGACACUUAAUGCACUCAAAAUAUUAUUGUUACUUAUCAAGUUCACAACGUCAGCUGAAGACAAAGCUGAAGGAAUUUACAGGAGAAUGAACCUCCACAGCCUCAUUCAAAUCGUUCCACAGGUAUGAAAACUUACUUCCCCAUUAACUAAGCAGAUAAACUGAAAAAAAGAUAACCCUAUUUAGUCAAAGCCAACCCCCAGCUUAAAUCAUAUAUACGCAUCACGUCGCGUUUUGUUGAACUUGUUAAAUUUUCUUCCCGCCCGCAAAACACGAUGCCUGUUCGCAGUAGUCCCUUGUAAUUCUUCAGAAAUAGUCCACAUCUAAAUUUGCCGGUAAGCUGACUCGGUCAGUCGUUUCCUUCGGGCUUGCUUGUAAAGAUUUUACUAAUUUCACAAUUUUAAAUGUAGUAGUAACCAUCUGCUGACAGAGAAUUGAACUUUGUUAUUUCCGUAUACCCUCCAAAGAUAUUGUAGAUUUGAAAUUGCAUACUUCACCACUCAACGCAAACAAGAAACAUGAUUACAUGAAUUCUCUCCUUAAAAAAAUUUGCCAUUUUUAAAAUUUCUGAUUAAGUAUUAUAUUUUAUCGUAUGACGUGGUGACUUCUGAUGAGAAUCUCAAGGCUUCCUGCGCAAAGGGUUGGCCUUCAACUGGCGAUAGGUUAGGUUCCAUAUUGCAUCGCUGUGAUUGGUAAAUUUUAGGCAGUUUUUAUUUACGAAUUUCAAUCCUUAUCGUUUUGAAGAAGUGGAUCAAUGCUGUGCCACUCUCCUAAUUGGUUUUUCGUGAUCUUCCAUGUGUUGAUUCUGUGGCGUGUACAAAGGAGUUGAGAUGAGUGCAUGUGUGUGAAAAGGGAUUGUACGUCAAAAAAUACUAUGCUCUCGAUGAUCGUUUGUUGGACCUGAUCUGUUGUUUAACACCGAAUUUAAUUUAGUGCAGUCCUCACGAAGAUAGAGAUCCCCUGCGUGAGAGCUGUUGACGAUCUCUCAAAUCUUGUCCGAUUUCUACAAAGAAAUAAUCAAAAAUUUAUUUUGAUUUAUUUACUUUCGUCGGAGUUACAAAAUGACAUUGACAUGCACAAUAAAGAAGUGUAUCAUUUUCAUAUAAUUUUUCCUUCCAUUUUUUGUAGUUUCCUUGGUUAGAUCAUAUGCAGGCCAUAUUCAAAGGAGCAAAUGUGACUGAGGCAGAUAUUGUGUUGACCACUUCAACAUCAUAUCUUCGGAAAAUGGCAACACUUUUGAAGAACACCUCUAAAGAGUGAGUUCCCUGUAAGAGACCUUCUGACAGAGGGGUUGAAAAGGAAAGGGGAGCUUGAUCGUGAUUUAAGGAGAAUAAAACGAACUUUUUACGCUUUUCGGACAAUACGAUAGGCAUUUCACGAGAAAAUAAAAAAUCUUUUGCAUAGUUUCAGGACGUCCAAUAUCGGCAACGGCGAAACAAAAUUUUUAUGUGAGGUUAACAGGCGAAGUGUUCUGAAGUGAAUAAGAUCGUUGAACACUUAAAUCUAUUUUUAUAUUAUUCCCGCGAAAAAUUAAUGCGGAAAAAAAAAAGAAAAGCACUUCUCACUGAAAUGAAGUGCAUAUUACCCAUUUUUACAGAUAACAUUACCAGGCUUUAAGCAUUGCGCUGUUAAAAGGUUAAGAUUUAUGAGACGUCACUAAGCCGUAUUAAACUGUGAUAAGUACCCGAGAACGUAGUCGAAGCCCCAUAGAACAGAAAGCUUCAGAUCUCCUUGCUGCGAGACAACGGUACUUCACAGUUAAAUCAGGGUAAUAAGUUAUUCAAGUAGUUUGCUGACUUAAGUUUUUCAUUAGAUACUCUGCCAAAAUGUCUGGACCGCAUCUGUCUCUCUCCUCCUCCAUCCUCCUCCUCCAUCCUCCUCCUCCAUCCUCCUCCUCCAUCCUCCUCCUCCAUCCUCCUCCUCCAUCCUCCUCCUCCAUCUGUCCAUGACAUCCAUCCAUCUGUCCGUCUGUCCAUCCAACUCUUCGCCUAUCCGGCACUUAUUGAUCUAUCCGUCUGAUUGCAGCCGUCAUAACAUGAUGAAAUUAAUUACCAGAAUUGCUGUAUGAUGAUGACUUUCAGGUUACUUUCUAACUACGUGGUGUGGCAAAUGAUCCGAGACAAAGUAAGUCUACUGUCAGAUCCUUUCAGAAAGGCCCGAGCCAAGUUCAAUGAGCGUAUAUCUGGAGUGAAGGACACAGAUCCUAGAUGGCGCACAUGCACGGGAAUCACUAACGACAACAUGGGCGUUCCAAUCGGUUCCCUAUACGUACAGAAUUUCUUUGAUCAGUCCGCAAUUUCUAAGGUAUUGAUAGAACUCUCUCUUUAAUUUUUGCCAAUAGAAUCAAAGUGAAACCAGUAAUGAUGAUGUAUCAUAUUUAAUCUCCCAAAGUGGUCACUUUGGAUGAGGAUCGUGGGUUUCGCCUCCAAUUGCAACUUUUUCGAGAGGCUCCUUGUUGAUCUACGCGACGAGCGAUGCGGCAUGAUUAUCGAUUUUUUGACAUCCAGUUAUUCAGAAUUUGCUAAAAUAACAUUUUCCGGGUUUUUUUCCACACCUGGGAAGUGUGUGGAUGUGUGUGUGUAGGGAGGGGGAGGGUGGUUAAUCAUUUCAUUUAAUCACAUGAGAGACACACAAGAUUCUCUUUCGAUUUUCCAUCGAGAGAUGCAAAAGCCAGUGGCUCAUAUGGCAUAGGUCAAGUGAAGAUGGGAUGUGCUGCUAGUUACACCUUAAAGUAAAUUCAUGCAAAGUAUUACAACAAUCCAUUAAAGCAAAUUAAACAAGAAAACGAUAGAUUGCGAAACAAAAGUCAACUCAGAAUAAAUAUAGUGAUAUGUAUAUAAAUAAACAGCUAAAGUUAAUGAAUGCAGGCUAAGAUAACCGCACCAUAUUGUAGAAAGAAACUUAACAUAACAAGCAGCGAACAGCUACAGUCUGCAAACUGGUCAAAUCUAUGACAAAAUAGAAGAAAAUAGUUCAAAGGUACAAAAGCUUAAAUUCGGCUAUGAUUGAAAUAUACCGUAUGACUUCAUGACUACUAGAAAAGAGUCCCUUCCCUUAGUUUUUGUUUAUAGUUGGGAAGAGUAAGUGAAUUUCGUAGUGUGAGGUGAAUGAAGGGGGGAACUGGACCCGAAAAGAGAGAAAGGAUAUUAGCAUGGAGAUGUAAGUUGUCUGUAUUUAUGAAAAUCAGAAUUGAACUUGAAAAGGGACGAAAGAGGAUUGAGCAAGAGUUUUUGCUUGUGAAGGAAUACAAACAUGAUGAAGAUCUCGAAGUGGAUGAACAAAGUGGUAUAAACUAUUAAAUUGCAAUUGCUUAAUAUCGAAAAGGGGUAUUGCGGCUAGAUUUGCAUGGAAAGCUUUAUAAACGGUUACAAGUGGACUGCUUGCCAACAUGCUUGUUUCUGAUUCUUUUACCCAGACCCACUCGAUGGUCGAUGAGAUUAAGGAGACCUUUAAGAGAAGAGUGAAACAACAUGAUUGGAUUGAUGAUAAAACAACACAAUACGUCUUUGAAAAGGUAUGGUCCUAUUUUAACUUGUAACCUUUUAAAGUAGUUAUUACAGUAAAAUAGUAAACUGAGUAUGGUGAAUUAAACUUACCUUUCUAAUGUUUACAUCCAUGAACACUAAUUUGCACCGAGAUUUUUUUGAUUCAAUUAUCUAUUUACGUAUUUGCUUUUCUAUUCAAUAAUGCACAAUGUUACAUCGUUACGCAAAGAGAGGUUUUACAGCUACUUUGCGCCGAGAUAUGGUAUGUCACCGUUUGUUUUUAGCUUUGAUCUGCUUGUUGUGAAAUGUUUUGGUUGCGAAGGAACUUCGGGAUUUUUUCUUAUAUUUAAGCGCACAAACUAAACUGUGGGGCUGAAACAACAGGAACGAUCAUUUUGAACUAGUACUCCUUGUCUUCCCCAGAGCCAGUGUUAUCACUAGAGAUUUAACGUCUCUGACAUAAAUGAAAGUAGCUAACGGUACAUGCAAAAGAUAAAAUGUAACAAAAAGAGAAAACGGAAAAAAAACCUGCAAAUGAUAAGUAACAGAUAAUUGGAAAGAAAGGCAACAGGACAGUUCGGUAUCAUAUCUGAACAAAUCUACCCUUUAAAUUAUUUUCAUGUAGUGUUCGUUUCGCCGGCUUAGCUGUCUGGACAUGAAUUCUCCUCUCUCUUUGUUUCUUUUUUUCUCUGUUUCUCUUUCUUUCGUUUCGUUUGGUUGUGUUUUCGGAGAACUGGAAUUCCAGGGAAAUGAGAGAUGAUCCAUCGAGUGAGUUGGAAUAGUUGCUUAAAGACUUAAAUGGGUGGGACUUUAAUAAUGAGUUUCCUUGUGUUCGGUAAACCGUGCACGAACCAUGGGUUUGGUCUCUCUGACAUAUUGUUUCUGGGAUCGUUCACACGCCAGCAAAUGCUAGAGUAAAGGAUUAACUUAAUUGUCCAUGUGAAAAUGAAAAAUGAACCAUUCAAUCAUUUAUGUACCAAGGUGAUCUGUAGGUAACCACGAGGUAUAUUAUUAUAAUGGGUGUUUGCAGCGAUGUGUGGAAAUAUUACUUUCUUCUGGGAUUCAUUAAAGUGCUUUUUUCUCCUUUUUUUACCUUGGACUAUUUAUAUUUCACUGUUACGAUUGUCCUUAGCUUUCCAAAUAUCCGAUUGUUCUCUUAUUACCGAGAGACUUCCCUAUCUCUAAAACAUGUGCUCGUCGAUAGUUCCACCACACAGACGUUUGAUUUUGUUACUCAGGCCUUGUUUAUGACGCGGGACUUUUCCAUCUUUCAAUGGAUCAGAUUUUUAGAGAAACUGUUUUAUUGCAGAAAAAAGACUUUAUCGUUCGUCGAUAACUGUGACCUCUCUCGCUUUCUCUUGUUUUCCUCCUUGAUCACCAGGCUGACGCUUUAGGAAGUAAGAUUGGCUAUGCAAAAUACGUGGUUAGCCCAAAGGAACUCGUAUCGCGCUUCUCAAGAGUGAGUAAUAUUUCAGAACAUCUUAAAGUUUGCGGGCUUGACAUAUUAGACGAUAUGUUUACAGAGUAUAUUAAAAGGAUCACAUACUCUCCGUAUCAAUUGUAUGCUGAUGUUAACAGAAUUUGGGGUGAAAACAGUUCAAUCGCUCACUUAUUUUUGGAAAAUCCAAAAUGAUAAAAAAAAAACUAAGUAGAAUAAGUCCUAUACAAAACCUGAGCAGCCCUACGAGAACAUUUUAAAAGACUGUAGACUUAAAUUUGCCAGAGCUAGUCCUUUGGUCUCCUCUUUUGGAACAUCUGCAGUAGACGUAGACUAGGCACAAAACUGCAAAUACUCUAAUAUAAAAGGACGUUCCAACCAGGGCAAAGGUAGUAAAACGCUGAACAAUGAAUUGUUAAAAAACAUUAUCUAAAGCACAAAACAGUUUUUUCCAAAGAGUUUUACUUAUCUAUUUGCAUAUGAAUACUCAAAUUGCUUGAUAUAUACUUUGUUUUAUUUCCUCACAGCUCUCAAUAAACUCAAAGGCCUUUUUCAAGAACAACAUCGAAGUGGAUAAAUGGGUGAGAAACCGACUGUUUGCCAAACUCCGAAAGGCAGUCGAUAAAGAGAAGUAAGUUCUACUUAUUGUUGAGAGACCAAAUUUGAAGUCCGUAAGAGUUGUUGGGCUAAGAAUUUGGCUUUUCCUUUUGCGAGUGGGGGUUGGAAAAGUUGCAUUACGAUGAAACUAUCCACAGUGUUUGUUGCCCACACAAAAGGUGUGUCUUGCCCAGAUAUGGAUAAAAAGUGUGCUUUCGCUCUAAAAUCGAUAGUAAUACACGAGUAUUAUUUAAAUUUCACUGCCUUUUAUGUAUACUUUGAAGUUCUCCAAUGAUGAUUUCAAAGUUCUCCAAUUACGAAUUAGACCUGUUUGGUUUUUUACCCUCCCCAGGGGUGAAUAUCGUUUGAACCCCAACCCCCGUCCCCGCCCUACCCAUCCCCUGAUCCAAGGUGCCAUUUACAUCAAAGAUGACGCCGCAACCAAAACUAAUUGUGCGCUUUUGUGAAAUGCAAAUCAUGUUUAUUGACGGUCAUCCAGGUAUGUAACCUAUUUCCAAACCUUUCAGUCCUCAAUUACGACAUCGUAUAACCAGGAUGUUGAAUAUGAAAGUCUUUGGCCUAAACUGUUUGUAGAUUUCUUAUUGAAAUAACAAAAGAAAAUCCAUUAAAAAAACGGGUAAGGUGGAUCAUUUUCUUAAAAACUAUCUUAAGAGAAGGGUCAAUUUUUCUAAUUGGCGAUGGCCUAAAUUUCAGCUUAAUUAACUGUCACAAUAAAUGCUUUUACUGAUUUUUCUAUACUCAAGAAAUAGUUCGUAUAUCAGCUUAUGGAUCACUUUCACUAGGUUGACCAUUUCAACUGGUUGGAAAAUUUUAACCAGCUGGGCCAUUUUCUCAAUUUAGACCAUUUCAAGGGGGCGAACUAUUUUCUAGUUAGACUAUUUUAACCAAUUGAACCAUUUAACCAGUUGGACCACUUUUUCUUGUGCCAAUUAGACUAUUUUCGUGAGUAUGAAUGUGAUCUUCGCAGUAAUGAACACUACUAAGGCCUAAAAAAAAUUCAAGCCUGCACAGGAUUUGAACCCAUGACCUCUGCAAUACCGGUGUAGCGCUCUGCCAUCUGAGCUAACAAGCCAACUGGGAGCUGAUCAUUACGUUGGUUCAAAAUAAACCCGUGAAGUGGUGAAUAAACGGCUGUGAAUAUAUGAAAGUCAUAAAUUUGAACUACAGAUAAAGACGUGAAUAUUAAAGUGAUCUUCGCAGUAAUGAACACUACUUGAACAGUUGUGAAAAUGACGCCUGAAAAAGAUUCAGGCCUGUACGGGAUUUGAACCCAUGACCUCUGUGAUACUGGUGCAGCGCUCUACCAACUGAGCUAACAAGCCAACUGGGAGCUGGUCAUUAUGUUGGUUCCAAAUAAAGCCAUGAAGUGGUGAAUAAACGACUGUGAAUAUAUAAAUGUCGUAUAUUUGAACUGCGGAUAAAGACGUGAAUAUGGAAGUGAUCUUCACAGUGAUAAACACUACUUGAGCUGUAGUGAAAAUGAGGCCUGAAAAAGAUUCAGGCCUGUACGGUAGAACGCAACAACGGUAUGCUACUGCUCGAGUAGUGUUCAUUACUACGAAGAUCACUUUCAUAUUCACGUCUUUAUCCGCAGUUCAAAUAUAUGACUUUCAUAUAUUCACAGCCGUUUAGACUAUUUUCAUCUGUUGGACCAUUUUACUGGAUUAGACCAUUUAAUCUGGUUAGGCCUUUUUAGGAGUUAAAUAGUUUUAUGAGAGAAGAUCAUGUUAAUCGAUUCAACCAUUUUAACUAUUUGGACAGACCAUGUUACAUAGCUAGACCAUUUUAAACAGUUUAUAAUGGAUCAUGUUACAUCUUUUGUACCAGUUCGGCAAUUUUACUUAGUUAGACCAUUUUUACCCAAUUGCAGUAUUUUAACCUGUUUGACCUUUUUGGCUAGUUAGACCAUUUUAAGCUGUCGGUUCAUUCUAUCUAGUUAGACCUUACUAACCAAUAUGCCCAUUAUAACCAAAUGGACCCUUUUCUCCAGUUACACGUAGACCAUUUUAACAUGUGGACCAUUUUUUUUUAGUCAGACCAUCUUAACCAAUAAGUCACCCCAGAUAAACCUAGUAGACCAUUUUAACCAUUUGGACCAUUUUAACCAUUUGGAUCAUUUUGAGCAGUAAAACCAUUUUAUAUAGUUAGUUUACUUUAGCCACUUGGACCAUUUUACUCAUUUAGACCAUAUUAUCUUAUUGGACCAUGUUAACCUAUAAGCUAUUUUGAGCAGUUGGACUAUCUUGUUGGACCUUUUGGACCGUGGUAGACCAUUCUACUAGCUGCAAGAUUCUUUCUUAGUUAGACCAGUUAACCACUUUGAACAUUUUAAGUAGUUGGACCAUUUCCACCUGUUAGACCAUUUUCUGUUGUUACACAAUUUCUACCAGUUGGAUCAUUUUCUCUAGGUGGAUCAUUUUAAACUAAUGGAUCAGUUUUUUAGGUCAGAAGUCUUUAACCUGUAAACAAUCUCACUAACUUGGACAGUUUUUACUAGCUGGGUCAUUUUAACCCGGAAGAUUAUUUUUCUAGCUUGUGAACUUUAACUGGGCAGGCCAUUUCCUUAUUUAGUUAGACUUGACCUUUUUACUUUUCACCAUUUGCAUCAUUUAGUUGAGUCAGUUGGACCUACCUAUAACAUUUCCGCCUAAUAAAGUAUGUUAUGGAUCUAGUGUUAUGUAACAACACCAUUUUAACCAAUAGGCCAUUUAAAGAGCAGUUAAAAAUUCAAGCAUAUAAAAUCUUGGGGUCUGGAAAUUUGUCUUCUCAUAUUUGUAAUUUCUCCUCCAAUAGCUUUUAGUGGUGUUUAGUAGAAGAGGUUAGUAUAUUCUGCUUCACCGUUCCAGCUUUCUUGCACAAAUGGAACCGUUCUCCUUUUUUUCUUUCCUUUGCCGCCAUCACUUAACUGGAUGCCUUUCUCCCCAAAACAAAUUUUCACUCUCACAUGUUGAAUUUUGCGAAAUUUUCGCUCAUUUCACUACAUGGCUCUUUGUCCUUUAUGUCCAUCAGAGCGACUUUGAUCUUUCAGAGCGACUUUGCACUUAGCCUCUUUCUCUCACCAUAAUUUCAGCACCAGAUCUCUGCACCGCGAGAACUCAGAAAUGGCCUAUUGGAAAAUUUUAUUUAGUGACUAAAACCAUUUUAAGCAGUUGGACCAUUUUAUCUAGGUAUACCAUCUUACAUGUUUGGAUUGGAUCUAGUGGAAACAGUUGGACCAUAUUAACUGGUCUUAACGGUGCAGACCACUAUGACCAGUCGGACCAUCCUAACCAGUUUGACCAUUUCCCCUAAUCAGCCCAUUUCUUUCAGUUUGACCAGAAUAUUACAGUAGAUCCUUUUAAUCAGCUGAAACAUUUCAUCUGGUUAGACCGUUUAACCCAUUGGAGCAUUUCACCCAGCUAGACCAGAUUAUUUCUGCCGCUAGUUGAGCUAUUUUAAAGGCUUGGAACAUUUUAACCGGUUCAAUAGUAUUAAUUGAACUCUUUAAGUAGUUGGACUAUUUUAACCAGUUGGACCACGUUGUUGGAUCUACCUAAACAAUUUCUACCCGUGGGACCAUUUUAUCUAGUUAGACAAUUUUAAUCCAAUUAAACCAUUUUAACAAGUCUGACCUUUUUAUCUAGUUAGACCACUUUAAGUUAUUGGACCAUUUUAUCCAGCAGGAUCAGUUAAUCCAGUUAGUUCUUUUUAAAAAGUUAGACCAAUACAUUUUAACCAUUACAUUAGUCACAUCUUGCCUGGUUUAGUUGGACCAUUUUAACUUGUUGGGUUAUUUCAACCCAUUGAACCACUUUUCUAGUGAUAGCAUUUUGAUCAGUUAGGUGAGUUUAAUUUGUUGCAUCUUCUUUCUAGUUACAGCAUUUUAUCUAGUAGGUCAUUUAAGUUUUUUAUUGUAAAUUUAAAUCACAGCUGUAUUUUGUAAUACAACCCAUUACCUCCAGGACUACGUCAAUUAAAUAUACAUUGACAUUGAGGAAAAUGUUACAGCAUACAAACGAUGAAUUAAACUACAUUAAUAUAAAGGAAAAAAUAUAAGAAUGAGAAAAAUUUAUACAAAAUAGAAAAAUUGAACCGGAAUCAUUGCAAAAAUGGUACAUACCAGAGCAGUUCUGAAUACAAAAUUGCAAUAUUGCCAUGGAAGAGGGGAAUAAAAAGAAUCUCAAGAUAAAAAGUAAUCCCAUUAGGCCCUUUCAAUCAGUUGGACCGUUUCCUCUAGUUACAUUAUUUCUACCAAAUGGACCAGUUUAUCAAAUUAGGGCAUUUUAAUCGUUAGAUCACUAUAUCUAGUAAGAUCAGUUUCGUAGAUUGGACCAUUUUAAGUAUUUAGACAAUUUUCUCUGGCUAGUCUAUUUCUACUGAUUGGACCGAUUCAUUUAGUCAGGCAAUUUUAAUAAGUCGGACAGUUUUAUACAGCUAGACCAUUUUAAAUGGUUGGACCCAUUUAUCUAGUUAGAACAUGCGAAGUGAUUGAACCUUUUCAUUUAGCUACAUCAGUUUCAGUAGCUGAGCAAUUUUAUAUCGUUAGUUCAAUUUCACAAAUUGCAUUAUUUUAAUCAGUUUCAACUCUGCUCUAGUUAGACCAUUAUAAGUCGUUGUACCAUUUAGAUCAGUCAAUUGGUUUGACUAUUUGAACAUUUUCUUUAGUUAGACUUUUUCUACCAACUAGAUCAUUUUCCAUACAAAGCCAUUUACUAUCAGUUUGGAAUAGCUACGCAGUAAAACCGUUGUCUUCCGUUGGACCUUUUAUCUAGUUAGAAUAUUUCUACCAAUUGGACCAUAUUAUUUAGAAGUAACUAAUUGGACCAUUUUAACGAGUUAAACUACGUUAUCUGGUUACAGAGUUUUUAACAGUUAAACUACAUUUUGUCUGUUUAGACCUUUCCAGGUGGUUAGUCCAUUUUAUUUAGGUAGACCAUUUCGAAAACUGGUUGAAUCAUUUUAACUGGUUUGGCCAUUUCAACUGGUGGGAUCUUUUUAACUGUUCUUUUCCAUUUUGACCGUUUGGAUUUAUUAGUUGUUUGGACCUUUUUAACAGGCUGGGUCAUUUUUAGAACAAGGACCACUUCUCUAAUGUGCCACAUGAUACUCCUUGGACCAUUUUAAGUGGUUGGUCCAUUUAUCUAGUGAAUCAAUUUUAACUGAUAGGGCUCUUAACUAGGUAAACCACUUUCGUAAGACCAUUUCUGCAAAGUUAGAUCAGUUCAUUUAGUUAGAUCAUUUAACUGGUCUGACUUAUUUAGCUAGUAAGACUAUUUUAACUCGUGGACCAUUUUAUGUUUAACUAGUUGGUUUAUUUUAAUUAGUCAGACCAUAUUUGUAGUGAAACCAUUUCGGGACAUUUUAGACAGUUGUACCAUUUUGUUAGACCCAUUAAACCUGGUUAGACUAUUUCUGCCAGUAACCAUUUCGACUGGUUGCACCAUUUUAACGAAAUCGAACAGAUUGGACCAUUUUGUCUAGUUAUACCAUUUAAACUACUUGGACAAUUUUUUGUUGUUAGAUCGGUUUCAGCCAGUUUCAUUUUAUACGGCAAGACCAUUUUAAGCGGCCUUUUUUUUAUCUCUUAGACAAUUUGUAGCUGUUCUUCCGCGCCGUCACUCCUGCAUUCACCUUCUUCUUCAUCCUCUGCGUCCACUUGUUUUUCCACCGCUUCUUCCAAAAUGUUAUCUAUAUAGGAGAUAUUCCUCGAGAUAUAAGAUACGGUAAAUCUAGACUAAAAUUUGGUCAAGAUUUGAAGGCAUCUUGCUACCUGCCGCGUUUAGACCUUGCUCGGAUUAGGCUAGCGAUAAACGAUGUAUCCUAUUUUAACAUCCAUGUCGUCAUACUUUCCUCGUUAGUACACGCUUUAGAAAAUUUUCAAAGAGGAAGGUUAAAGGAGGCAAUGGGCAGAUCAUCAUUAAGCAGAUGUUUUAGAAUUGUUGAAUGCAGUGCUUUACCCCACAGCCAAUGCAAAUGGAGAUAAAUAGCGCAAAUGAACACACCGAUUAUUCUGAAUAAUCACAUGAACUUUGCUGAUAAACUAUCUAUAAAUUCUUCUUGGAAAAUGCAGAAUAACUUGUAAAAAGCCAGUAUCAGGGGCAAAUAUUAGAGGAAAAACGUAUCUUACUUUCUAAAUUGACCAAUCUGCGCGCAUUUUAAAGGAGAGAUAUGUUGCAAAGAGCAAAGUUUUUGUCUUUAUCUUUUUAGAUGGCCAAUGUUUCCACAGACAAUAAAUGCCAUGUAUCAGUUCUAUGAAAAUGAGAUAGGUAAGAACACCUCUGACUCUUCAAACUAAGCGGUAUGAGGGCUGAAUUAGUAAGUUCUCUGGCAUAUAAGCCAGGAUGUGACCUGACCAGAAUCUGAGGAAUGAUCAUAGCCCCUAUCAGUGUUAGUAAGUUCCCAGUUGUUAAUGCUUCAUCAGUGUUCCUGAUGGGUCAUCAGCAAAUGGCACAAAAGGGCAGCAAGGUUCGAUUCGUAUAAUUAACAUUCUUGGGUAUUAAAUAAUUUGAUCUAAGGUGCAUUCAAGGAUGAGAAAAGUAGGGUCGAAUAGACUCUAGUCUCAUUAUAAUGUCUUGUACAUAUAAUGGAAGGUUGAAACCACAGGCAACAGUCGAUCGUAUGAUGUGAUUGUCCAGGUGGAGAUAAUCAUGUAAGCGACCGUUAUCUUGCAAUAGCCCAUCCAAUCUGUCCUGUCUGACACAGGUUACCUUUACUCAGCCACACGGCUGAGUAACCGAUCCAAAAAUGUAUUGCCACCUCCACGUCACGUCUUAUCAGUCUCUACUUAGCCACCUAUUUACCCAAUAAUUUAGCCUUUAAACUCUUUACGGUGGCUGAUUUACGUAGUAAACUCAGUUGAUAACCCUUAAUUAACAUCCCUAACUGUUAUUAUGCAUUUAUUAUUUUUGUUUAUUUUCUGCUAAUCUGUAGUGAUUCCAGCUGGUAUACUUCAGUCUCCUUUCUUCUACUCUGCCAAAAUUCCGAGGUAAGAAGGAGGACUCUCAGAUAAAUUAAAAACGUUAAAACUGAUUUCCUUCUUUAGCACUUAAAAAAGCCAUAACCUUAAAGGGCUUAAACAAAUCACCUAGAUGCAUGAGAGGCGUACAGAGAGCGUCACUUUAAAGCUAUCUUAACACCCUUGACGUGAUGAGGAGAAAAUUGUUUGUGUCUCGAUUCUACCUGAAAAUUAAAAAUGUCUUUCUACGUCUCCUAAUUUAUUUUGGGUCAGUAUAAGUCUAUUAGCGUUUUAUGACAAAUUCUACAAUCUGGUAGGCAGGAUUACCUUGUGUCUUCCCAUGACAGUAACUGAGAAAAAGAAGUAGCUUGAGAGAGUGUGAUGGUAGACAAAAUAAAACAAAAACAAUAGCCUGUCUUAUUGUAAGGUUUUGAAGGAAUAGUAGAGACCUGCUCUCGAUUUCUGCAAGUGAUCACUUAUGCAGGCCUCUCCGUUAAUAAAUAUCACGAAAUAAAAUCUCGAUCUCAUGAUCCUGUUUUUCAAUACACAAGAGUUUGUUGAAUCAGUUAUAUGGUUAUGAUUUGUGAAUCGUGGUCGUCAGGCAAGAGAGAUCCUAAGUGUCAGACUGAAUAGCCUUAAAGCUAAACUUAGUGCAUAGGUAAUAACUAUGAGAGGCUACGAGAGGUAAAAUAUCUUAUCAUACAGAUAUUGACGAGAUACCAGAAUUUCUUUUAUUUCGGAAACAUGACAUUAUCAGUGCGCACAGUCAGCAUACCAUUUGUAUCUUCGCAUAUGAAGAUAAUCAAGUCAUUAUAGUAAUCAGUAUGGUUUUACGGGAUGGUCUUACCACGGAUAAACAUUUCUAAGGUCGAAUUCUUUCGCCUCGACAAUAACCAAAUUUAAACCACAUUCUUUUCAUCCUCCUAACAGACAAGCUCAUUCAGCACAAACUAGAGCCAAAUCUCCGAAGGUACCCUGUGAAAUGCACCUGGCUCUUAUCAACAAAAAAUUAAAAGAAUACAUUUUGUGACUCAUGACAUAGAAUGAAUUUACUCCUGUAGUAAGCCACAGGGAAAAAAAACUCAUUUGUGAAAAAAAUGGGCGUCGAGUUAAAGCCCUUGUAUUUGUAUCUAACUUUUAAGUCUUCUUUAAAGUCACUCUAUGUGUACUCAUUGUUUAGGGCAGAGUUAUUAAGUUUGGUUUCAAAUAUCGCCUGCUACUAAUAUAAACUAGUGCAUUGAUAAUUCUCGAGGUUUUAACUAAUUUUCUUUUUAAUUUCAAUCUCCAGGUCUUUAAGUUAUGGCGCUUUAGGGUCCAUCAUAGGACAUGAGCUCACCCAUGGUUUUGACAACACCGGUAAGUAAAAAAUAUUAAUAAUUUGGCUUAAAGUUUCCAUUAACCUCAAACGUGCGUUUCUCAGUGGCAGUUGCACUAGUAGCAGCAAUUGCAGUAUCAGUUGUACCAGUACUGACAUUGAUGCACCUACUAUCAUUGUACACAAAAAAACAAGCAAACAAACAAACAAACAAAACAAUGCACACUUUCUUUUGUUCUCCUCAAAAAAAUCUCAGGGGGCCUGUGGAAAUCCUUACACGCAUCCCAUCAAGAAUGUCGAUUCUUUCUCUGUGACAAUUAUCUGCAUUUUCGUCAUAUUAAACACAGUUUGGUUGCUCAUGAAAAUGGAAAAGUGGAACUCUCUCUAAGAUUGAUUAGUGGUCUAUAAAUUUUUGUUGUCAGUUACAUUUUGUGAGAUCUGCAGUAACGACAGUGGAAUAUAUUUCAACAAACACUAGAAUGGCAUGAAAAGACAAGAAAUAUUUUUGUCCCAUUCCUUUAUUUGCCACACAUUACUGAUCUCACUAUGUUGCUCUCUCAAAGUUUAAGGCCUAUGAUAUUUUUCAAGAAGUUGACAGAAACUUUUCAAGAAGUUGACAGAAACUUGCUGAAUUGGCUCGAGAUCACUUCCAAAUUUAAAAAGCUAUGAAUUAACCUUUCUGUCGUGCAUCUUUGUAAUAUACUUAAAGGACAGACUUAACUGGAAGUAGAAUUCGCAUUUUAAAUCUCUCUUUUGUUUUGAUUAUCAUCAUAAUGAUCAUCACCAUCUUUGUAUGUCUCAUCUUUAUCAUCUAAAACUAAACUGUCACACCGGAUCGUAUUCUCUCAAAUCUAAUUUCGAAAACUGUUGGUUUCUACCUAGCAUUUGCUUAUCCCACACUCUGCAAACAGCACGCAGCUAUGUUAAAGGCGACUAAACGACUACAAGGAGAGAGUAUAUCGGGGAUUACCGACCUAUUUUUUUUUGUUGAUUUUGCUGGGUGAGAGGGAGGUUAGCAUUUUGUAAUGUUGCUCGAGUGUUGCUUGAGGUUGAGGCCUCGGGGCUGUCGCCAUUUACAUAAUGUAGGCAUUAUGAUACUUUACAACAUUCAAUACAAUUUGUAAGUAGAAUUAUUCAAUGGAAUAUUGGAGAGCGGAAGCUUGCAUAGUGUCCUACAAGGGUCGCCACGUUAUCGCACUAGGAUGAUUUUGGGUGUCUCAGUGACCCCCAGAGUCUUUAACUCUAGGUAGGGCCACCCAUGCCGAGCAGGUCAAAGGGCAGAGACCCAGCAAAGAGUGAUCCCUUCCAGGCUUGUAUAGCUGGCGUUUAAUGCUUGGAUUUGGCAGACUGUGCAGAUGAAAUCACUUACCAGCAUUUGGUGACACGGGCAGAAAGGUGAUUUCACAGGAAGGCAUUGUGAAGCACUAACAGAGCAUAGUGAGACAUGUAGAACACUGCUAAUCACACGCUGCACUUGGACCUAUCUCCAACCGUCUUUAAUUUGUCUCGCCACUUAGUACAGAUGGGCAGGGAAGAGAGUGUAAGGCUAAUGACCCUGCGCGACUCUUCCUUACUUCAAUCGAAUUUAAACGCAAGGCGCGACUUCACUCAUGAUCACCACACAAUCUCACCAUCAUUCUUCUUCAAACCUCCUUUAAUGGAAUUUACUACCAUCAAUGAGACUCAGCUAUCAGAGGAAGGUCAACUGUCUGAGUUACAGGUUGGUUACAUGUUCUCACGUUCUUCUGGGUUGAACAUAGACAGGAUAAGCGUCGUAAGGGCUUGCCAUCAAGGCAAAAAUCAAGGUCCGGGAAUAUAUUUCUCAUAACGUUCUCCCUGAUGACGCUGUGCAUUGAAUGCCAGCAAUCUGACAUUCAGAAAGCGUGAACCUGUUAUCCAAAGCUUGUGAAGUCUCAACAGUAAAUACAAAGAAGACCAAAGUGAUGAGCCGGCAAGCUCAUGCGACACCCUACACAGAGCUAACCAUCACAGAAGGGGGGUCAAAAGCUCGAUGGUGUGGAAAAAUUUGUCUACAUCAAACGCACACGUCUUUUACAGGAUAGCUAGGGACAGUUGAGCCUUAUACAGACUCUGAGACAAGGUCUGGGAGAGAAGAGACCAAGCCUUAAGUGUAUUGUGCAGUUGUCUUAUUCUCUCUGCUUUAUCCUUGUGAAAAAUGGAUUGUUGCCAGCCGACAUGCUAGGCGGCUGAACUUUUACAACAUGAGGUUCUUCAGAGAUCCAUUGCACAUUGAAUGACAGAACAAACUGUCCGAUACAGAGGUACUCUAAGGAGCCGACAUGAAGAGUGUUAAGGUAACCCUCAAGCACCUUCAAUGCCAGCAAGGAUGAAAAUCACCAAGUACAAUCUUACAUACCAGUGGAUGUUUGCCCAAAAACUAGGGCAAAUCACUGAAAAAUCUCUUUCACCAUUUUGAUAUAUUAGGGUAAUUAGAAGACAUUACGCGGCCAAGCUUGGAUUCGAUUGAGUGAGAGAUAUCAUCAGCACAAGUGUGUUUCACAUAGAUACUGGUCACUUACUUAAAUCGAAAAUUUUAAAAUUCAUUCUAAGAGAUCAUUCAUUCUAAGAGGAUGCAGAAACCACCUGCACAUAACCUCAGCUUGUAGGAAUGGUACUUUAACGAACGAUGUUAGAAUGAAAGAAAAUUUCAGUAUGAAAAAGAAACUAAAAGUUGAAAUCAAUCUUAAUAGUAUCGUUAAAUUAAAGAGAUAUCAUUUCGGAAAAAUAAAAGCACUAUUUUGAUAAACCCAGUUACUCUGAGACAUUAUUAUCUUCAAGUGUGAUAAUGUAAAUGGUAAUUUCUCAGUGCACGGUGAAGAAGUUCUCUUUUCGAAACAGGAGAAGUUGAUAUCUUAUCGAUUUGUAUGCUAUAAAUCCAUUUCUUUUUACUCAAGUGUCCACCGACUUACUUACCCAUAUGUCUGGCUAUCUUUCUAUCAGCUAGUCUGUCUGACUGUCUGUCUGUCUGCCAGCCUAGACUUGAUGAAGAUAACAACAUGAAGUAUCAGUUCCUGCAUGUCGAAAAUUUCUUGAACAUUAUUUACAUUUAUGUGUGAAAUGUUUCCUUAGCUCCUCUGGUAAAACUGAUCCCAAACUUUACCACCUCAAUCAGUGUGGUAUAGACACAUAAAUUUAAUAUGUACUCUUAUCAGGGAUGUUCAUUGAACCAACAGGUCGAAAAUUUGAUAAAAAUGGAGAUAUCGUUAAGGAAUGGUGGAGCAAGCAAUCUCUUAUCGAAUUUAACAGGAGAUCUCUGUGCAUCGAAAAACAGUACUCGAAAUUUAAGGUUCAAGGGAAAUAUCCGGUAAGAAGGUCCAUUGCAUUCCUCUUGGAGUUAACAAAAUGCUAUUCUUACGUUUACCUUUUUGUUUCCGCAUCAGAUCAGUGGGAAAGUGACACUUGGAGAGAACAUUGCGGACAAUGGUGGAACUAAACUUUCAUAUUUUGUAAGUGCACUUACAGUAGUUCUUAAGAGAGCUAUUGUUGCAUUAAGAUCAUAAUUGUACUAUUUGAUUGCACAAUGGAAGAAAUUAAUGAACACUUCUUUGUCAAAGUGAUUUAACUGUGAGGCUCUAAAAACAUGAAAACUAAAAAGAUUAAUGGAAUAGGAUGGGAUUUAACAGUUUGGCUUCUUCAUCUAAAACUCUCUCUAAAUUGACAGGUGCUCGAAAUUCUUAAUAGGCCACUACCCUUCGCGGUCCGAAAUUUGCAUCCUUUGCUUUCUGUUUCCAAUCAGCGACCACAAAGGUCAGCCAAGGUUUUCUGAUCUUCACAAUAAUAACUAUUUGCGACUUUGCAGACGCGAGCUACUAUGGCUAUCCGUCUUGUGCCAGAAGAAUUGUGAGGCUGUUAGGGAUAAAAGCUGUUCCAUGAAAAUAUUACGUGAACAAAAAGGACUUGAUGUGAUUUUCAAAUCAGAUAGAAAAUGGACGAAAUCUUUCGAGAAUCUUCUCCUUAAUUCUUCGUUACAAAGAGCGUCUUUAUCCAUGUAGCUGGGUACAAACUUAAAUAAACUGAUAAUUGCCUAAAAGUUAGAAAUUGUCAAAUAACUUUCCCAUAAAGUUUGUUCGAACUUCUUGAGAGAAACAUGAGUAUUUUCAGAAACGUCAAGCGUUUUCAAAAAUUUUGCUUAUUUUGUAGAUAACAAAAUAUCCGAACUUGGGCAAACCAUGAAAUCGCUAACUUCCCGUCACUUGUACAAGCUCUGAGAAUUCGUCGAUUUUGAGACGAUUCAAUCCAUUUAAGAUCGUUCCGCAGCUGCUGAGCAUAAAGCCACGAGGUUUUUCCUCUCUACGUUUCUGCUUGUUCAGAUCUGUUAUCCUUUUCGAUCUUAGUAUUACUUAUGGAAAUUACCUAAAUAAUGAUCUGUGAGGGAAAACACGACCUUUAUAAAUUUACAACUCUCCCAUCAGAUAAUCCCUGGUGGAUAAACACCUCAAACUGAUUGAAUCACGAUAUUGAAACCAUAUGAUGAUCUCUAAAGCUAGAUGUACUGAUUGUUUCAGGCAUAUCACGAUUGGCUUACAAAGCAUGGUGAUGAAGAGGAGUAUGCACUUCCUAGCUUGCACUACACUAACGAUCAACUGUUUUUCAUCGGAUAUGCUCAGGUCUGUGGCUUGCUUGUCUACAAACUUGAUGCGAUUGGAGCAACUGAAUUGUUCACUUGAUCGGUCUCCUCUAUGAUUAACUCAAAUUCAGCUUGUUUGUAUUUUCAGGAGUAUUGCAGCCAUGCUCGACCUAAAACAGAGUACAUUUCUACGCUGAGUGAGAUUCAUGCACCACCCAAGUUUAGGCAUGUUUUCAAACAUUUUCACUUUUAUAAAUGA